AUAAAAAAUGCACUCCUUGUGACUAUUUCUAACUGACAAACAUUCAAAACAAUCAAAACUAUUUGUUAAUGAAGUAUGUACAAAAUUUGCUUAAAAAAGGUGGAGUUUUUUGAGAUGUACCCUUAUAACUCCAAACAACUUGCAAUGUUGUUGAGAUUUUGAGUUAGGCCAUUUAUGUUUUUACAAGAUCCACAUAAUGUACCCAACUCAAAGUGUAAUUUUUGGUUAAGGGAGGUCAUACGAACCCCAAAAAUGCAAAAACAUCAAAAUCAAUUUUUUUUGAGAUGUGACCUUAUUACUACCGAGGUGCGAUAUCAAUCGACAUAAAUUACACAAUAAUAUAGGCAGAAUUUGAAAUUUCUCCUCUCCCCCUGCCUCGGCCCCCCACCCCUAGAAAAAAUAACCCCAGAUUCGAAUUCUACGACCUCAAAAACGUAUUAAUCGAUGUAUUACACAAUAAUAUAAGUAGGCAAAAUUUGAAAUUCCUUCUCUCCCCUUGCGUCACCUCCCAUUCCUACAAAAAAAAUAACUCCAGAUUCAAAUUCUACGACCUCGAAAAUGGUUUUUCAACCAAAGCACGCAACCUAGCGUUUACUAAGUAUUCAAAAGUUACUAAACCUCAAAGUUGUAAGAAAUAGCCACGAGUGGUAAAAAUCUAACUUCUUUGAAAACCUUUUCCCCACAUAAUUAACGUAUCUGCUGAUUUUUAAUUAAUUUUUUCUGAUAUCACAAGCUACGUAAUUUUUUAGCCCAAUUAAAUUAUUGAAAUUUAUCUCUCGAAUUUUUUUCGCAUUUUAUUAGUCAAGGAUAGAGAAGUACUCGUACAUACGUAUAAGUACAUAUGCAUGUAUUUAAAAGUUGACUCCAAUCAAGAUACUUAUCACAACUGAUAAUGUGUAAAACUUGUAUCCCAUAGAGCAUGGGCCUAAUAAAAAAUUCAAAGACAUUAUAACCUUUUUUUCUGUUCAUGGUUGUUUGCGAGUAGCUCUACAUUUGAAAAAAUUUUUAAGAUAUUGGGUAAUGAAUUUCCCAUCUUUCUAGUAUUACAGUUCAUCCUGCUGUGAAAAUGUUUGUUCUGUUUUUUUUUGCUUAUUCACUUGCUGCCACGUGCUGUUCUCUAGCCAAUGCGAACACAGGACCUCGCAAAGAAAAAGUUGCAUUUCCCGAACCAAGAAACAUUAAUGAAGUCGAGGUACAAAUGAAGAAAUGCUUGGAAGAAAAGUACAAUGAUCCAACUGAGCAUCUUAUAGCAGAAGAUCUUCACGCAAAAUGGAGCUUUAUGGCUGCACAAGCCCAAACUGCUUUGAAUUCGGAAUUAGAAAAUGUGUUAAGAGAAACAAAGACGCUGAAGGUAAAAUUAUCUUUGCGGACUGAAGUAUCCAAACUGUUCGAAUAUCUAUCUCCUAUAUGGCUUAGGCAACUGACCUUGAAGGAAAGGUACAAAUGGCGUCUGCUCCUACAGUUAGAAACAGAAUCGACUGAGCUACUCAAACGUAUUAUCACGCAGCAAAUGAAUCUAACUGUGGACCAAUUCUCUGAAGACAUGGAAGAGUUAAUGCAGAUAUCAGCUCGAGGUACCUACUCGGAUUACCUUCCUCAUUUGGAAUGUGAGGAAGAGUUGGAUGAAAUACUUCGGUCGUUGGAAUUCACGAAAGAUAGUCUGAGGAAAAGCCUUAUUGCAGUGAUUUACCGAUUCCAAAAUGAAAAACACACUGUUGCCUUUGGAUCUGGUUCUAAAUACUGCUUCGUACAUUUCCCGUCACUCAAACAAGAAACCACUGCAGAAGAUAUUGUUGAUGAAAAUGUGUUAAGAGAAACAAAGACGCUGAAGGUAAAAUUAUCUUUGCGGACUGAAGUAUCCAAACUGUUCGAAUAUCUAUCUCCUAUAUGGCUUAGGCAACUGACCUUGAAGGAAAGGUACAAAUGGCGUCUGCUCCUACAGUUAGAAACAGAAUCGACUGAGCUACUCAAACGCAUUAUCACGCAGCAAAUGAAUCUAACUGUGGACCAAUUCUCUGAAGACAUGGAAGAGUUAAUGCAGAUAUCAGCUCGAGGUACCUACUCGGAUCACCUUCCUCAUUUGGAAUGUGAGGAAGAGUUGGAUGAAAUACUUCGGUCGUUGAAAUUCACGAAAGAUAGUCUGAGGAAAAGCCUUAUUGCAGUGAUUUACCGAUUUCAAAAUGAAAAACACACUGAUGUCUGUGCCUCAGAUUCUAAAUACUGCUUCUUACAUUUCCCAUCACUCAAACGAGAAACCAGUGCACAAGAUAUUGUUGACUUUCUAAAUAUUUACAUUCCCAACACCGUUCACAUUGAUGAUGUUACUAUUUUUGAGGAGGAAACCGAUGAAGAAGGAAGUUCUCUGAACAAUGUACAGGCGUUUAUACGAUUAAAUAAAACCAUCCAAAAUGAUAGAAAGGAAGAAAUCAACAAAUUGAAAAAUCUCGAACCAAUGUGCGACGAAAUCAAGUUAUAACGUGUAUGCAAAACAGAGUUAUCUUCUUACCUUAAACCCAUUUCUUUCAGGAAAUGACUCAGUCUUUCACACCGCAGAUACCUACACGGACUAUUGAAGUGCCACCGAAAAAAACGCAGCUUGUGUACAAAUUCUGCAAUUCUAAACCACUGAUUUUGGCGUGAAGGUGGAGAGCUGCAGUUGAAGUAUUUUGAAAAUGUAAUGAAUUUUUUAAUGCCAAUUGAUUUUUAAAUUGAAAAACAUUGCAUACCAAGGUGAUUUCUCUUUUUAUUAGAAAAAAAAUGACGUUAAAUAAACAAUACAUAUUUGUUA
Messenger RNA from Planococcus citri (citrus mealybug), 2788 nucleotides. RefSeq lists its product as uncharacterized. Lineage: Eukaryota; Metazoa; Arthropoda; Insecta; Hemiptera; Pseudococcidae. Bases 1067 to 2476 code for a protein of 469 amino acids. The transcript is spliced from 9 exons. The record is from RefSeq and is a predicted model, not a curated record.